This is a messenger RNA of Penicillium cinerascens, 2538 nucleotides long. RefSeq lists its product as uncharacterized. The coding region runs from base 1 to 2538 and encodes 845 amino acids. The record is from RefSeq and is a predicted model, not a curated record. The transcript has 4 exons. Gene Ontology annotation, molecular function: DNA binding; protein dimerization activity. Lineage: Eukaryota; Fungi; Ascomycota; Eurotiomycetes; Eurotiales; Aspergillaceae.
AUGUCACAGAGCCACGCAUCCCAAUUCUCCGAUAACUAUCCCUCAUCCAUCUUUGAAGAUAACCCUGUGGAUGCACUCUCCUUCCUUACAUCUGAUGGGCCGUUUAACCUAGACGGACACGAAACACCAACCUCUACUCCAAGUGUGACUUUCACACGGCCAGUAGUACCUAUCCUGAUUCCAGAAACCCUUGAGCGUGUUGGGCCAUGUGGCGGGAAGAAGUAUAUCCUUUGGACAGAGAUGUUUAACGAAGAUUUUGUCGCCUGGUGGUUAAAAACUGAGUACGGAAGUGCAACAAAACGAAAUAUCUUUGAGGGUAAACGACAGGCAGGCUCUUGGGAGCACUUCCACCAGGUUGCUACGAUCUCUGAUGGAUCCCCUAAGGUGAUGUGUAAGCAGUGUGAUCAUAUCCUUGCUCAUCCUGCCGACCGGCACCGGGGAACGUCUACUAUGAAUAGGCAUUUCUUACAGGCCGCUACCUGUCAAAAGCGAAAGACUAAAACACAUGAUAUCAGAAAGAUGAUCUCGAAUGGGGCAAACCUUCCGUCUCGCAAAAAGGUCUUUUCACCAGGAGCUUGGAUGGAUAGGUUAACUACCUUUAUUGUUGCUUUACGCCUACCAUUUCAGCUCGUUGAGCACCCUGAAUUUCGCGCCCUUAUCGAAAUAGCUUCGUCUGCCCCAACUAUCCCUGAAAUUCCUGGUGCUAGGACUAUCCGUCGGCAUCUUCAGGAGACAGUCAGGGAACGUCAGGAUUCUCUACUGCAAACAUUCCCAGAGGGCGCCAAGCUUUCUAUAGCAUUAGAUUGCUGGACCUCCCCUUUUCGCCAGGCUUUUAUGGCAGUCACAGGCUACUUUAUUGACCUUGAGUGGAACUACCGUGAGAUCUUACUCGGCUUUGAACCUCUACGUGGCUCCCAUACAGGCGCUUAUCUAAGUAGUGUACUACUUGAGUUACUUGAGAAGCACCAAAUUACCAACCGCGUGCUUACGAUCACUACUGAUAAUGCAUCGAAUAACGAUACAUUACUGACUACUCUCGAAGAGGCAGUUUCGUCUCUUGAGCUGCCUAGUCAUAUACCGAUUAUUCGUAUACCAUGUAUUGCACAUGUUAUACAGCUCAGUCUCAAGGAGCUCCUUGGUCAGAUGGAUGCGAACCCAUUGAAUGAUAGGGAAGAGAUGGAAUGGGCCGAUCAGAGAUAUAGCGCCCGGCAAGAGAACAGACAGAUUGUGCAAACCCUGAAUAAAGUUCGGAAGAUUGCAGUCUAUAUCAAUAAAAGCCCCCAGCGCCGCGAGAGCUUUAUCGGACUGCAGACAAAAGAACCGAAACUUAUGCCAAUCCAAGAUGUCCGAACACGCUGGAAUUCCACAUUUCUUAUGCUUCGGCGCGCACGUCGGCUACAGACUACAUUUAAUGGAUUUUGUGCACAGUUCAAUCUGACGGAUAUGAAGAUGGAUAAAGAUGAAUGGCGACAGGUUGACUAUCUACUGUCAAUUACCUAUCCCUUCUUUAAAUUCACUUCAUCUUUAUCAGCUACAACUGAUGUGACUAUCCAUAAUGUGUUUGGGAUCUACAAUGCCUUAUUUACCCACGUUGACAAGGCAAAGGCGCAGCUAGCACGAAAGAAAGUCGGGUGGAAGAAGGUAAUGAAGCUGGCGCUAGAGCAUGGGCGCGAUAAGCUUACGGAAUAUUACGGCAGGACUGAUGAUAUUCCAAAUGAUCUCUAUGCAAUUGGAACUAUCUUAGGUCCCCGCAAUAAGCUUGAAUUCUUCUUAACACUAGAAUGGGAGACACACUGGGCACCGCGGUAUAAGCAGUCCCUUGAGACUUAUGUCCAGCCUUACCAGCAGCGUCAUAUAGAGGCACAGUCAAUAUCAACUAUCCAGUCAAUGAGCAACGAUAUUUCUGACAUUGAUAUCCUUCUGAGACCUACUACAUCUCUCCAGUCAAGACCGACCACUUCAGAUGAACUCACAAGGUAUCUUGGAAGUAGUACUGUCCAAUCAACACCACUAGUAUUCUGGAAGGCUCAUGAGGCAGAGUAUCCUAUCCUCGCAAGCCUUGCCCGAGAUAUCCUUACAACUCCAGCUAGUGGCUCUGGGGUAGAGAGGCUUUUCAACUCUGCUCGCGAUAUAUGCCACUAUCGCCGGGGAUCGUUAAGACCACAGACUAUUCAAGAUCUAAUGAUGUUUAUGUGUACAACAAGAUUUGAUAUCCAGUCGGAGCAGCUUGCGCUAGUGGAUGAGUUUCUCUCCACCCAAGAGAGGCAUACAAAGAAGGAGCAGGAUGAUGCUGAGCAAGAGACUAAGGAGUAUGAUCCUAUCAGCGAUGAUGAGGAAGAUCCUAUAAUAGACGCUUCCGUUGAAGUAUCUAUUGAGCGACCUAGUUUACGCGCGCUAGGGAAAAGAAGGGCUGUUGAUGAUCAGCUUACUGAGCCAGAUGAUGAUGAGAUCCCUUUACCUGAUUUUGAUAUCCAGAGGCGUUCAUCAGGGCGGAUUCCAAAGAGAUUGAGAUAUGAUGAGGAUUUUGUAUAUAAUUAG